Helobdella robusta is the source of this 1326-nucleotide messenger RNA. RefSeq lists its product as hypothetical. Gene Ontology annotation, biological process: neuropeptide signaling pathway. Gene Ontology annotation, molecular function: neuromedin U receptor activity. The transcript has 5 exons. Gene Ontology annotation, cellular component: plasma membrane. The record is from RefSeq and is a predicted model, not a curated record. Bases 1 to 1326 code for a protein of 441 amino acids. Lineage: Eukaryota; Metazoa; Annelida; Clitellata; Rhynchobdellida; Glossiphoniidae.
AUGAAUGACAAUUUUCUCUAUUACACCAACCAGACAUUCCACCACAACAAUCACCAAUACUCCGACUUCCACCCAUUCCUAGACGAUCUGUACCACGACCAACAACAAUUCCUCUACAUCGAUUUCAACAACAGCAUCACAAACAUCAGUCUCGAGGAUCUGAAAGAAUACCUGGAGACGAACAUGGGUCCUAAGUACAAAAGUCUCAGUGAGAGCAUCAUACUAACUAUCAUCUACUCCCUCAUUUUUAUAUCUGGGAUAGUCGGGAAUGUCUGCACUGGAUUGAUUGUUGCCAGGAGGCAAGAUAUGCGUACUACUACAAAUUUCUAUCUAUGCAGUCUGGCCGUUUCUGAUGUUAUAACACUGGCUGUAGGACUUCCCCAAGAGAUGUACCAGAUCUGGAUCGCCUAUCCCUAUUUCUUCGGCACUCCCUACUGCCUGCUGACGAUCUACCUGCUGGACAUGACCUCGUCUGCAUCCGUCUUCACAAUCACGGCAUUCACCGUCGAACGAUUCUUCGCCAUCAAAUAUCCAUUUUUUACGCGCCUGUCUGGCCAGAAGUGUAAGAGAGUAACCUUCAUCGUCUGUCUGAUUUGGUUGGUGGCGGCGGGAUUCUCAAUCCCAUUCCCUCUUCAUUCCGGAUACGAUAACUACUACAGAAUCCUCCUACUAGUAAGCUUCACGUGUCUCUUCGUGAUCCCGAUUAUCAUCAUCACCAUCUUCUACACCCUGAUCGCCAUGGCAAUCAGGGAGUCUGCCCAGACGAGAAACUUCCACAGGUGCGAUGGAUCGGCCGGUCAUCACGCCAACCACCAAGCGGUUAACACUAGCCAGUCCCACAAAGCCGUCGUCAAAAUGCUAAUUGCAGUUGUGGUGGCAUUCUUUAUCUGCUGGGCCCCCUUCCACGCCCAACGCAUCAUGACGUCAUCGACAUUCGACAACUGGUCCAGUGUCGCCCAUAGCAUCCAUAAUGGUCUCUUCUACAUAUCAGGUGUCUUAUAUUACUUCGCAUGUACGGUCAACCCCAUUCUCUACAACCUCAUGUCUCGCAAGUACAGGCAAGCAUUCAAAGAGACACUGUGUCGCAACAGCUGCUGCUGUCGCAAGCGGUCGAGGAUCAACGUGACGAGGUACACGGCCACCUAUCCGAGGUCCAACAAUUUCGUUCUCUGUAACGCACAUCGAAACGCCAGCCAACUGAACAACCACUUCGUUAGAAACGGCACUCACAACGGCACAAGAGAAAUAAACUCCUCGGCCUGCAUCCACGUGCACAAAGGUCAGAUCAAACAGCAACAUAACAACUCGUGCAACAGGCGCGUGUAA